CCUUUGUGUCAACGGCACAUUUAGUGGCUUGAAGUAUUUUAUAUCGUGAAACUACCACAAUAUUUUGAACAAUGCCUCCAAGACCAUCAUCAGGUGAACUAUGGGGCAUCCACUUGAUGCCCCCAAGAAUCAUAGUAGAAUGUCUACUACCGAAUGGGAUGAUAGUGACUUUAGAAUGCCUCCGUGAGGCAACGUUAGUAACUAUUAAACAUGAACUGUUUAAAGAAGCAAGAAAGUACCCCCUUCAUCAACUUCUUCAAGAUGAAUCUUCUUACAUUUUCGUAAGUGUUACCCAAGAAGCAGAAAGAGAAGAGUUUUUUGAUGAAACACGACGCCUUUGUGACCUGCGGCUUUUUCAACCUUUCCUCAAAGUCAUCGAACCAGUGGGCAACCGAGAAGAAAAGAUCCUCAAUCGAGAAAUCGGUUUCGCGAUUGGCAUGCCCGUCUGUGAAUUUGACAUGGUCAAGGACCCAGAAGUGCAGGACUUUCGAAGAAAUAUUCUUAACGUUUGUAAAGAAGCCGUGGACCUUCGAGAUGUUAACGCGCCCCAUAGUAGAGCAUUGUAUGUCUAUCCUCCAAAUGUAGAGUCGUCGCCCGAACUGCCAAAGCACAUAUAUAAUAAGCUAGAUAAAGGGCAAAUAAUAGUGGUGAUUUGGGUGAUAGUGUCUCCAAAUAAUGACAAGCAGAAGUACACCUUAAAAAUCAACCACGAUUGUGUGCCAGAACAAGUGAUAGCUGAAGCAAUUAGGAAAAAAACACGAAGUAUGCUGCUGUCGUCUGAACAACUUAAACUCUGUGUCUUAGAAUAUCAGGGCAAGUAUAUUUUGAAAGUAUGUGGCUGUGACGAAUACUUACUCGAAAAGUAUCCCCUGAGCCAAUAUAAGUAUAUAAGAAGCUGUAUAAUGCUUGGUCGGAUGCCCAAUUUGAUGUUAAUGGCUAAAGAAAGCCUUUAUACCCAGCUGCCAUUGGAUACUUUUACAAUGCCAUCUUAUUCCAGACGCAUCUCCACAGCGACACCAUAUAUGAAUGGAGAAGCUUCGGCAAAAUCUCUUUGGGUCAUUAACAGUGCAUUACGGAUAAAGAUUCUGUGUGCAACCUAUGUAAAUGUAAAUAUUCGAGACAUUGACAAGAUUUACGUUCGAACGGGUAUCUACCAUGGAGGAGAACCAUUAUGUGACAAUGUAAAUACUCAGAGGGUCCCUUGUUCCAAUCCCAGAUGGAAUGAAUGGCUGAUGUAUGACAUGUACAUUCCUGAUCUUCCCCGUGCGGCUCGGCUCUGCCUUUCCAUUUGUUCCGUUAAAGGCAGGAAGGGUGCAAAAGAGGAACACUGCCCUUUGGCUUGGGGAAAUAUCAACUUAUUUGAUUAUACCGACACUCUUGUAUCUGGGAAGAUGGCUCUGAAUCUGUGGCCAGUACCUCAUGGAUUGGAAGACUUGCUCAACCCCAUUGGCGUUACUGGCUCAAAUCCAAAUAAGGAAACUCCAUGCUUAGAGCUGGAAUUUGAUUGGUUCAGCAGUCCUGUGAAGUUUCCCGAUAUGACAGUAAUUGAAGAGCAUGCUAAUUGGACUGUAUCACGAGAACUGGGAUUUAAUUACUCCCACGCCGGACUGAGUAACAGGAUAGCUAGAGACAAUGAGUUACGAGAAAACGAUAAAGAGCAGCUCCGGGCAAUUUGUACAAGAGAUCCCCUUUCUGAAAUCACUGAGCAAGAAAAGGACUUCCUUUGGAGCCACAGACAUUAUUGUGUGACUACCCCAGAAAUCCUACCAAAACUGCUUUUGUCUGUUAAAUGGAAUUCUAGAGACGAAGUAGCCCAGAUGUACUGCUUGGUAAAAGAUUGGCCGCCGAUCAAACCCGAACAGGCAAUGGAACUUUUGGACUGUAACUAUCCCGACCCGAGGGUCCGGGCCUUUGCAGUUCGUUGCCUGGAAAAAUAUCUGACUGAUGACAAACUCUCUCAGUACCUCAUUCAAUUAGUCCAGGUUUUGAAAUACGAGCAAUAUUUGGAUAACUUGCUUGUGAGAUUUUUACUUAAGAAGGCACUGACCAAUCAAAGGAUAGGACAUUUUUUCUUUUGGCACUUAAAGUCUGAAAUGCAUAAUAAAACGGUCAGCCAGCGAUUUGGUUUGCUUUUGGAGUCCUAUUGCCGUGCAUGUGGAAUGUAUCUAAAACACCUGAACAGGCAGGUGGAGGCUAUGGAGAAAUUGAUUAACCUUACGGAUAUUCUCAAGCAAGAGAAGAAGGAUGAAACUCAAAAGGUGCAGAUGAAGUUCCUAGUUGAACAGAUGAGACGGCCCGAUUUCAUGGAUGCUUUACAAGGCUUUAUCUCUCCUCUUAACCCUGCCCACCAGCUGGGAAAUCUCAGGCUCGAGGAGUGUCGGAUUAUGUCAUCUGCAAAACGGCCACUGUGGUUAAAUUGGGAGAACCCAGACAUCAUGUCAGAGUUGUUGUUUCAGAAUAACGAGAUCAUCUUUAAAAAUGGGGAUGAUUUACGUCAGGAUAUGUUGACACUUCAGAUCAUUCGAAUUAUGGAAAACAUCUGGCAAAACCAGGGUCUUGACCUCCGAAUGUUACCUUACGGAUGUCUUUCAAUUGGAGACUGCGUGGGGCUUAUCGAGGUGGUGAGAAAUUCCCAUACAAUUAUGCAAAUUCAGUGUAAAGGAGGCCUUAAAGGUGCAUUGCAGUUCAACAGCCAUACAUUGCAUCAGUGGCUCAAAGACAAGAACAAAGGAGAAAUGUACGAUGCUGCCAUUGAUUUAUUUACACGUUCUUGUGCUGGAUAUUGUGUUGCUACCUUCAUCCUGGGAAUUGGGGAUCGCCACAAUAGUAACAUCAUGGUAAAAGAUGAUGGACAACUGUUUCAUAUAGAUUUUGGACACUUUUUGGAUCACAAAAAGAAAAAAUUUGGUUAUAAACGGGAGCGUGUGCCAUUUGUCUUAACACAAGACUUCUUAAUAGUGAUUAGUAAAGGUGCCCAAGAAUGCACUAAAACAAGAGAAUUUGAGAGGUUUCAGGAGAUGUGUUACAAGGCUUACCUAGCCAUUCGCCAACACGCCAAUCUCUUCAUCAAUCUGUUCUCGAUGAUGCUCGGCUCCGGAAUGCCAGAACUCCAGUCCUUUGAUGACAUCGCCUAUAUUCGGAAAACCUUGGCCUUGGAUAAAACAGAGCAGGAGGCUCUGGAGUAUUUCAUGAAGCAAAUGAAUGAUGCACACCAUGGAGGCUGGACAACAAAAAUGGACUGGAUCUUCCACACGAUAAAGCAACAUGCUUUGAACUGAAGUGGCCGCGGAGAAACCGAUAGCCCGAUACCUGGGUCAAUACGCAGCACCGUUAGUGACUGGCAGCAGGCAAAAGACUGGUUGCAUAGGAAUUGCACAAACCAUGAACAGCAUUAGCAUUUACAGCAAGAGCAGAAAUAAAGUAUACCGUUUAAGUGAUGUAAACAACGAACAGGGUUUAAUAGCACUAAAAUAGUACAUUUCAAAAUUAAGCUUUACUUAAAAAUGCGCAAUUUCAUGUUAUGCCUUAAGCCCCAAAAGGUAAACUUUGAAGAUUGUUUGUAUCCUUUUUUUAAAAAAAACAACAAAACAAAAAAUGAAAUAUAUAGAAAUGGAGGAAGUUAAGGAAAAAGAAUCAUGUUCUCUUAUUUUGCAAGUGGUGUUUUGAAAUGGACAAGCAACAAAAAGUCUAUCACUACAGUGAGGUAUAAAUGAAAUCUGAGAGUGAUUUGGAGUUGCAAAAAAAUGGAAAAUAUAGGACCUAUUUUCACUGCUACUCAAUUAGUCUGAAAUGUUUUGACUCCCAGUUCUAAAGAAGAAAAAUGCUCUUGGGGUGGGAAGGAAUCUUAAAAUUCACCUGAGGAUUUUUUUUUUCUUUUCAAUAAAUCAAACCUUUCUAUGACUUGGAAUCUUAUCUGCACAAUUUGGGGAGCAGUAAAAAAAAAAAUGAGACCAAUUAUGGAUGUUCUUCCUGGGCAAUGGGCAACAUUUAGAGGGAUCAGAAUGUUAAUUCGAGACCUCCCCCAGGAAAAAUCACAAUGAACAAGGAACGAGGAGGAUUUGGACCCAGAUAGUGCAGUAUUCACCUGAAGUUUUAUUUUUUUUUUCCAUUUGCAAGUAAAUGGAA
Messenger RNA from Tachyglossus aculeatus (Australian echidna), 4125 nucleotides. It is a transcript of the gene PIK3CA, whose product is annotated as phosphatidylinositol-4,5-bisphosphate 3-kinase catalytic subunit alpha. Lineage: Eukaryota; Metazoa; Chordata; Mammalia; Monotremata; Tachyglossidae. Gene Ontology annotation, biological process: cell migration; phosphatidylinositol-mediated signaling; phosphatidylinositol 3-kinase/protein kinase B signal transduction. Gene Ontology annotation, molecular function: 1-phosphatidylinositol-3-kinase activity; 1-phosphatidylinositol-4-phosphate 3-kinase activity. The coding region runs from base 72 to 3278 and encodes 1068 amino acids. The record is from RefSeq and is a predicted model, not a curated record. Gene Ontology annotation, cellular component: phosphatidylinositol 3-kinase complex, class IB; plasma membrane; cytoplasm. The transcript is spliced from 20 exons.